Molecule: messenger RNA, 1324 nt
Organism: Morus notabilis
Lineage: Eukaryota; Viridiplantae; Streptophyta; Magnoliopsida; Rosales; Moraceae
Product: putative ubiquitin-conjugating enzyme E2 38
Exons: 1
Coding region: 184-1227 (347 amino acids)
Molecular function (GO): ubiquitin conjugating enzyme activity
Source: RefSeq, a predicted model, not a curated record
UCCAUCAACCUCCACGUUUACCAAAAACAAUACCCAAUUAUUCACCCAAAAAAAAAAAAAAAAAAAAAAAACCCCUUAAAACAGAAAAUCUUCGUCAUCUCUCUAUACCAAUCACUACUAGUACUACAAAAAAGCACUACAAAACCCAAGUCUCAAACCAAAGAACGUCGUCAUCAACCAACAAUGGCCUCCUCCUCCGCCUACGAGUUCAAGCGAUUCGACGUCGUUUCGAACGGCGUCAUCGACAACCACUUCUACGAGGGCCCCACCCGUCCCAGCGCCGACCUCCACAAGAAGAUCAUGCACGAAUGGCGGAUCCUGGAAAAACACCUCCCGGACACCAUCUUCGUCCGCGUCCACGAGCGACAAAUUGACCUCCUCCGCGCCGCCAUAAUCGGCGCCGCCGGCACUCCCUACCACGACGCCCUCUUCUUCUUCGACCUCUCCUUCCCCGCCGACUACCCCAACCGCCCUCCCGUCCUCCACUACCACUCCCACGGCCACCGCAUCAACCCCAACCUCUACGCCUGCGGCAAGGUCUGCCUCAGUCUGCUCAACACCUGGACCGGGAAGAAGUCCGAGAUGUGGAACCCUAAGGAGUCGACGAUUCUGCAAGUUCUGGUCUCAAUCCAGGCUCUGGUGCUGAAUUCGAAGCCCUAUUUCAACGAGCCCGGGGCGGGGAUAAUCGGGAAUUGGGAGAAGCAAUCUAGGGCAUACAACGAGAACGCGUUUCUCCUGACGUGCAAGACGACGGCGCACACGCUGCGGAAUCCGCCGAGGGAUUUCGAGGAGCUCGUGGUGGAGCACUUCCGCCGGGAACGGGCGGCGACGGUGCUCGGCGCGUGUAGGGCGUACGCGGAGGAGCGCGUGACGGUCGGGGAGUAUCGUGAGGGGUGUUGUAAUUGGGACGAAACGGCGUCGUUGGAGAAGAAGACGAAGAAGAAGAAAAAGGAUGCUGACGUGGCGAGGAAGUUUCGGGAGGAGUUGAAGAUGGUGUAUAAGCUGAUGUGGAAGGCGUUUGUAGAGAGGGGGAUUCCGGUGGAGGGGUUUGGAGAGUUUUUGGUUUUGGAGGACGAAACGACGACGUCUGAAAGAGAGAAGAGCAAUAAUAAGAAUGAUAAUGUUAAUGGGAUUGUGAAGAGGUUUGUUGAGAAGAUGAAGAAGGUGUUGAGGUUGAAGAAGAAGGCGAAGGAGAAGGAGAUUCCAGUAAUAACAUGGUUUGAUUGAUACUGGUGGUGGGGGUUUAUUUGAGAUUUCAGUCUUUUUGUUGGGGGUAGUUUAGGGAAUUUAGAACAAGGCUUAUGGGGUUUCUGACGUGGAAAGU